Messenger RNA from Harmonia axyridis, 2309 nucleotides. RefSeq names its product protein Skeletor, isoforms B/C (gene knk). Lineage: Eukaryota; Metazoa; Arthropoda; Insecta; Coleoptera; Coccinellidae. The transcript is spliced from 9 exons. The coding region runs from base 193 to 2232 and encodes 679 amino acids. The record is from RefSeq and is a predicted model, not a curated record.
AUCAAGGUUGUAAGAGAAAGUUCCAUUAUUCACUAUUUGUGAUUAAUAUAGCCAGGUUAGUCAUUGUAAAUUUUUAUUUUUCGACAUAAAACCUUCUAGUUCCAAAAAAAAAUCAAACGGUGUGUAUUUGUCUAACCGUGAAGUGGUGGAGACUGUACGAAUGCCAAAAAUGACAAAGAAAAAUUGAAGAAAAUGAAAUAUUUGUGGAUUACCAUAUGCGCAUUACAUGCAUGCAUUUUUGUUAGGAGUCAAGAAGAUGAAGGCCCUUAUAAAGGGAAAUACCUAGGAAAAUUAAAUUCAUACCAUCACCAAGUUUCUGGCGAUAUUUAUGUGAUAGAUGAGUACUCUAUACUCUUGUCAGAGUUCAGUUAUGAUGGCAAUGGGGCAGAUACCUUCUUCUGGGCAGGUUCUUCCAACAGACCAGGUCCUCAAGGCUUCAUAGUGCCUGACGAAUAUGGCCACACAAACGUUUUAGAACGUUAUUUGAACAAAGACUUCACACUAUCACUGCCAGACAAAAAGAAAAUCACAGAUAUAAGAUGGUUUGCUGUAUAUGACAUCUGGAGUCAGAACACAUUUGGUGACAUAUAUAUUCCUGAAGAAUUCGAACCACCCAACAUACAAAACGUUGGCCAAUUAGUUGGAAAGAAAAACAGUGUUUCUUCCGGUGACAUACAGAUUCUAGAUGCGAAAACUCUCCGAAUAAAACACUUCAAGUAUGAUGGCAAGGCUAAGGAAGCUUAUUUCUGGGUUGGAGUAGGUCCACAACCUGGACCAAAGGGCUUCAUAGUACCAGAUGAAAAUGGAUACUUGGAACCAAUAAGAAGCUACAACGAACAGACCAUAACUCUAGAACUGCCUGGAGAUCUCACAAUUUUCACCAUUGAUUGGUUUAGCAUUUACGAUCACAGCACCAAUGAAAAUUUGGGUUCAUUCAUAGUACCAGAUGGCUUGAACGUACCGCCAUCUUUAGUCAAAAUAAUUAGUCAUAAGAAUGAGCUCCCGAAUUGUCUUCAACUCCAUAAAGACUUCCAAGUUUCUUGGGAAAUUUUUGGUCCACAAAUAACCAUACAGUUGGCUGGUAAUAUUGCAGAAGAUGAGUAUAUGUCUUUUGGUAUUUCUGGAUCAGAUAGCCAAAGCCAGAUGUUGAAUUCUGAUGUUACAAUAGCCUAUAUAGAUGGUUAUAGAGGUUUUGCAACUGAUUAUAACAUUACAGCCCUUACGCCGUGCGUCAAAAUUCUGGGUCAAUAUAAAGGAGUCUGUAAAGAUGAUUUGGUAGGUGGUCAAGACAAUAACCAACUCCAUACAGCUGUCAGAGAAAAUGGAAUAAAUAUCAUCACUUAUCGAAGAUUCCUGAUAUCUCCGGACAGUGGUGACAAGGAAUAUUUAACCGAACAGCCUAUAUACAUAAUAUGGGCUCUAGGGAAAUUAGAUAGGAAUAAGGAACCAGCUUUUCAUGACAAAUAUCCCAAAGCGAAUAUCUCAAUAAUGGUAAACCCUAAAGAGCCUACAAACAAUUGUUUCGCGUUCACCAGAGAUGAGACAGGAAAAAAGAACAAAACAGAAAUUUGGGAGAAGGGAGAACUUGAUGGUAAAGCUUCCAGAAUCUUCAACGCCUACCUUGGUCCAUCUGGUGGUCUGAAAGGAUACCAAGGUUUAACAGGCCAACCUGCGACAGCCUUAUCCUUGUAUAUAAAUGGUAUGCUAGUGCCUGAGAUUUGGUUGAGGAGAGGUUUGACUUACGCUUUUAGGGUUUAUGGUGGUAACAACCCACAUAUGGCAGAACUGUACCAUCCCUUGAUAAUAACAGAUGAGCCACAUGGUGGUUUCGAUAAAUUAACUGAUGAACAACAGUCUAAAAUAAGGGUUCUAGCUGGAAUUGAAUAUUCUAGAAGAGGAAGACCAAGGCCCACUUCAGCUGGACCAUUGUGCCUUGCUCGACAUGCAGAAGACAGAGACAGAAGGUUAGACGAUGAUUUUCCUUCAUUUAAAAAAUUCAAUCGUUCAUUGGUCUACACCUGUGAAAAAGGCGAUCCUGCUAUUUUAGAAUUUACGCCAAAUACAUCUUGGCCGGACAUUGUAUAUUAUAACUCAUUCACGCAGUCCAACAUGGGAUGGAAAAUCCAUAUAAUAGAUACUUUUUCAAGUUUUUCAAGGUCGACUGGAAGUAGAAGAACCUCAUUAGCUUGGAGUCUUUUGACGAUAACUUUCUUGAAUUUUUACUUUAAAUGAUUUUUUUAUUGUUAUAUUAUUUAUUUGAUAAUUCUAAUUUGCUGUGACAAAAGUGAAAUAAAAGAUUAUAAAUAAUU